Drosophila erecta is the source of this 873-nucleotide messenger RNA. RefSeq lists its product as uncharacterized. The record is from RefSeq and is a predicted model, not a curated record. The coding region runs from base 47 to 595 and encodes 182 amino acids. Lineage: Eukaryota; Metazoa; Arthropoda; Insecta; Diptera; Drosophilidae. The transcript is spliced from 2 exons.
GAUAACGCCAACUGAUGCCAACUGCCGGCAGUUUUAUUUGAGCACAAUGCCGAAUCGUCCGACGCGGAAGAAAUAUCGCCGGACUCGACUCCAGUGCUUCCUGGCAUUAUCCCUAUGGUUCCUGAUCCAGGCUCACCCCGCCGAUGGAACGCGGUGCAGGAAACCCUAUGAGAGGGUGCAGGAAAACUAUUGCUACUUUGUUGCCAACGAGGAGCCUCUGCACACUUCGUUCCACAAUUUCUGCUACCAGGACAAGCGCACCUCACGAGUUUGCCUGGAUAGUGACGAGAAAAUGCGGGUUCUAGCCGAUCACCUGACCAACCUGGGCUACCGAAACGGAACCCAGUUCUGGAGUGCUGGGCAUCGGUGGCCUGGUGACAACCGCUUCUACUGGAACUACUUUGGAAGAGCCCGACCACUCAACUACUCCAACUGGGCCUUGGACGAGCCGACGCCCCAAAUGGGUCGCAAUUGCCUGAUUCUCACUCUCCGAGGCGGAGAACUCAUCAUGAGCAGUGAGUCCUGCUACACCCGAGCGGUGGAUAUAUGUGAGCAGACGCUGAACGGAACGGACUCCCGGCCCGUGAUCCACUGAUCGCCAGAUAUUUAUCCCUAUUUCUACUAGUGUACCUAGCUAAACAAAAUAGAAGUUUUCUAUUUCUAUUAUCUUUUUUGAGUGCUUCUCGAGGAAUAAUAUUAUUUCUUUAAUCACGGCUAUCACGCUUUAGUCGAGUGCCUCGAAUAUCAGAUACCCGUUACCCAAAAUGUUAAUAUGAUUGAGAUUCGCAGUGUUGCGAAGCAAACUACUUAAAAAUUGUGUACUCCCAUAUUCGAAUAAGUGUAAGAAUUACAAUUGAAUUACACAACACUUAG